AUGCCUCAACAGCCUGUUGUGGAUGAUCUUCUGUUCCCGGCCGUAUCGAUUAGGCGUAUAGACAAGCUGAAACAGGAUCUAGAAAAGCCGACCCGCAGCCAUCCCGGUCAUGUGUACGAGUGUGGAGAGGGGGUCUUCCAAGCUCCGUUUACAGGCGAGUACACUCGUAAUCCCAGCAACUGUCUCUCUGUGCCCGUUGUUCCAUUUUCCAGAAAUUCAAACACGCCAUCGAGUAACACGGUUUCCAAUCCGGUGUUGAAUGAUACCUUGCUGAUUUAUUAUCAGAACGCUGGUGGAAUGAACUGCGACGUUACCAAAUACUACCUAACAAUAUCUGACGGCUGCUACGAUGUUGUAGUACGGACCGAAACCUGGCUUGAUCCCCGAACCACAUCCAGUUCUGUUUUCCGUCCCGAUUACGAAGUAUUUCGCUGCGACCGGAGCCCCAGAAACAGCCGCAAACUAACAGGUGGUGGUGUCCUCAUAGCUGUGAAGAAGACACGUAGGGUCACCAAUAUCCAAAACGACCUAUGGGGAAGCGUCGAACAAGUGUGGGUUCGUAUCCAUCUGUCGAACCGCUCUAUCUUCCUUUGCGGAAUCUACUUCCCGCCAGAUCGUAUACGUGAUGAAUCAUUGAUCGAUACGCAUACCCUGUCUAUUAUGCCAGUUGUCGAAACUGCCUCAGCCACGGAUGAAAUCAUCGUCAUUGGGGACUUCAACCUACCAGGAAUUUCAUGGCGGUCGUCCUGCAAUGGGUUUCUUUAUCCCGACGUCGAGCACUCCUCUAUACAUAACGGUGCUUCCAAACUCCUCGAUCGUUACAGUACCGCUACGCUAAGACAGAUUAAUCAUGUGACUAAUGAAAACAAUCGGUAUUUGGAUUUGUGUUUCGUUAGCGCUCAAGACGAAGCUCCACUUAUUAUCGAGGCUCCGUCACCUUUGGUCAAGGAUGUCAAUAAUCAUAAAGCGUUAGUUAUCACACUCCAUGAUCACCAGAUUAGCUUGGCGCAAUCGAUCAGUUCGGUUUUUAACGAUUUUCGUAAAGCCGACCAUCAGAGCAUUACCGAAUACCUGGCAGCUAUUGACUGGAAUGAUGUUCUCGAUGAACGUGACGUGGACAUUGCAGCGCGGGCUCUCUCGCACAUUCUGGGACAUUUCGCCGAUAGGCAUGUGCCUAAAAAGGUUCACGCCAACAUCAGCCAUCCAUGGAUAACUCGCGAUCUGCGCAGGAUGAAGACAACGAAACGAGCAGCACUUAAGCGUUAUUCGAAAUACCGGACCUUCUCUCUCCGCGAGCACUAUACCAGAUUGAACUCGGCGUACAAGAUCGCUAGUCGCCUGUGUUUCAAUCGAUAUCAGCGCAAAAUUCAGCAAAAUCUGAAGUCUAAACCGCAGGAGUUUUGGAGAUCAACUACAAACUCCGCGACGCAACAAUCCAACGCAUCGAUCAAGUGA
Aedes albopictus (Asian tiger mosquito) is the source of this 1455-nucleotide messenger RNA. RefSeq lists its product as uncharacterized. The transcript has 3 exons. NCBI's taxonomy places the organism in Eukaryota, Metazoa, Arthropoda, Insecta, Diptera, Culicidae. The record is from RefSeq and is a predicted model, not a curated record. Bases 1 to 1455 code for a protein of 484 amino acids.